AUGAUCUUCGCUUUGAAGCUGUGGAGACACUACUUGUACGGUGCGCAUUGCGAGAUAUAUAUGGACCACAAAAGUCUGAAAUACCUGUUUACACAGAAAGAGCUCAACAUGAGGCAACGUCGGUGGCUAGAGUUGUUGAAGGACUAUGAUAUUACUAUACUCUACCAUCCUGGAAAGGCUAAUGUGGUAGCGAAUACACUUAGCAGAAAGUCAACGGAGAACCUCACGUUGUUGAUCACGAAUCAGGUGCCCCUGUGGAAGGAAAUGGGGCGAAUGGAUCUCGAGGUUGUAGCUUCGGAGGUUCCGUCUAUGCUCACGGCUCUCGUUGUCCAACCGACCUUGUUGGAGAAGAUUAAGAGUUUACAAUCCGCAGACUCGAAUCUCCAAAAGGUGCGGCGCGACAUCGAGGGUGGGCGUAGUGGCGAUUUCAGUAUACAUGCCGAUGGUGCUCUUCGAUACCGGAACCGGUGGUGUGUACCGGAAAAAGAAGAGGUCCGGAAGUUAGUUUUGCGGGAAGCGCAUCAGUCUCGCUAUAGUGUUCACCCGGGCGGCACCAAGAUGUACGAAGACUUGAGAGUGCUCUAUUGGUGGCCGGGAAUGAAAGCUGACAUUGGAUGCUAUGUGGCGCAAUAUCUU
Molecule: messenger RNA, 636 nt
Organism: Ananas comosus (pineapple)
Lineage: Eukaryota; Viridiplantae; Streptophyta; Magnoliopsida; Poales; Bromeliaceae
Exons: 1
Source: RefSeq, a predicted model, not a curated record